Messenger RNA from Lineus longissimus, 8335 nucleotides. Its product is annotated as importin subunit alpha-4-like. Gene Ontology annotation, biological process: NLS-bearing protein import into nucleus. Lineage: Eukaryota; Metazoa; Nemertea; Pilidiophora; Heteronemertea; Lineidae. The coding region runs from base 69 to 1655 and encodes 528 amino acids. Gene Ontology annotation, cellular component: cytoplasm; nucleus. The record is from RefSeq and is a predicted model, not a curated record. Gene Ontology annotation, molecular function: nuclear import signal receptor activity; protein binding. The transcript has 10 exons.
GUGGCCGGCAUUUUGAAAAAUUUUCGCGAUUAGAAAUUCGACCAACAAAGCUCAAAUUAACUACGAAAAUGGCCUCCGACGGUGCCUUUAAAGGCAGGUCACAAUUAUUUAAAAACCAAGGAAAAGAUGCAGAGGAAAUGAGGAGGAGAAGAAAUGAAGUGACCGUGGAACUAAGAAAGAACAAACGAACUGAAAUCCAUCUGAAGAGACGUAAUGUGCCGACGACUGAUAGUACCGACUCUGAUGACAACGAGAGGCCUUUAACUCAAUCGCUGGAUCAAAUUGUGUGCAACGCUAAGCAACAUGACCAGCCAGCCCUGCAAUUGAGCGCCGUGCAGUCGGCGAGAAAGCUCUUAUCAAGUGAAAGGAACCCACCUAUUGAUGACCUGAUAAAAUCUGGCAUUCUGCCAACGUUAGUGGAAUGUCUCAUGCAUGAUGAGAAUCCAAAUCUACAAUUUGAAGCGGCCUGGGCUCUGACGAAUAUAGCUUCAGGGACAUCUAGCCAGACAAGAGCUGUGGUGAACGCUGGUGCUGUUCCUCUGUUUUUACGCCUACUCAACUGCACACACCAAAAUGUCUGCGAACAAGCUGUAUGGGCUCUUGGGAACAUAAUUGGUGAUGGCCCGGAACUCAGAAACUUUGUCAUUAGUCAUGAUGUUGUGCAGCCACUGCUGAACUUCAUCGACCCAAAUAGAAAACCCCCCCUACCACUUCCGUUUCUGAGGAACGUGACCUGGGUGAUAGUCAAUCUAUGUCGUAAUAAGGACCCACCACCACCAACACCGACAAUAUUACAAAUCUUGCCCGCACUCAAGUAUCUCACGAAACACAAUGACAUUAAUAUUCUGGUGGAUACAGUGUGGGCGUUGUCUUAUCUGACUGAUGGAGGAAACGACCAGAUUCAAAUGGUGAUAGAGUCGGGCGUUGUUGAAGAUCUAGUUCCUUUACUUAGCCACGGGGAGGUCAAGGUCAUGACGGCCGCGUUGCGAGCGGUAGGAAACAUCGUGACCGGCUCAGACGAACAGACGCAAGUUGUACUCAAUCACAGCGCUCUGUCGUACUUCCCUGCCUUACUAACUUAUCCAAAAGACAAAAUUAAAAAGGAAGCUGUGUGGUUCCUCUCAAAUAUUACCGCGGGUAACCAACUGCAAGUGCAAGCGGUCAUUGAUGCUGGACUUAUACCUUUAAUAAUUGAACACCUUAGUCACGGAGAAUUUCAAACCCAAAAAGAGGCAGCCUGGGCAAUAAGUAACCUUACAAUCAGCGGCAGUCGGGAACAGGUCGAAUUGGUUGUGCAAAAAGGUGUUAUUCCUCCGUUCUGUAAUCUGUUGGCAGUGAGAGAUCCGCAGGUGAUACAAGUCGUCUUGGACGGCAUCGGAAAUAUUCUGAAAAUGACACGCGAUCCUGAUACGUACGAUGUGAUUAAUCUAAUUGACGAAUGUGGAGGUAUUGACAAAAUCGAAGUGUUACAACGACACGACAAUUACGAGAUUUACCGACUAGCGUAUCAAAUUAUUGACAAUUAUUUUUCGGAAAUGGACAGCGAUCAAGACCCAAACAUGGUGGCAGAUGGUGGCGACGGACAAACUACGCUUGAUUUUGACGAAACGGACCCAGCACAUCAGUUGCCGCCAACUGGCGGAUACACCUUCUAGAAAAGUGACACCCGAAAAAAUGCUUUGUGGCAAAACAUUUAGACACGCUCGACCAGCUUACUGCAUGAUUGAGCAUAUACCUCAUAGGCCCUGCAAGCCGAGCAUAUGGGCCUAUGACCAGUGAGACAAUACUUGUUGUCCUGGUUGGUCAGAUGUGUCAAGCUGUAGGAGAUACAACAGAGCAGAAUAUGGAGAACUGACUGGAGGUGAACAUUGGAUUCUACUGGUCUACAGAGCUUUGAAAUCCUGUGAAGUAUCCAACAUGCUUUGAUCUAGGUCUGCAUUUAAUUCCUCUAAUCUCAGACACUUGGAAUGUUCCGGGUUUCAGAUCUAAAUUGUGAGGAAGAAACUAUUGAAAUCCAUCCCAGUUCGGUAAUCAAAAUCAUCCUCGUAGAAUAUAUUGAAUACUGGUAGUUAAUUUCUGGUCCCAUGUCUAUAUGCUGCAUGAAAUUAUUUACUGAGGUCGUGUUGGUUAUGAAUUAGUUAACAAAUUUGAGCUUGUCACUGCUCAACUGAGAGCAAAACACAUCCUGUGCUGUUCAGACUGAUAAAGAUAAGGCCUAUAACAUUUUGAAUACACGAUGAUUGGCCUGUGCUUUUCACUUCAGUAUAGUUAGCCGGUUUGACCAAGAGUUAUGUUUGCAGGCUUUCAUGGAUACAUGGGUGUUGCAGACAAUUAGUUUGAGUUUUUACCAAACAUCGCUGAAAGCUUGGGCCGGUGAGUUGGCAGUUGUAGUAUUUUUGGAUGAUUUGAGGUUCGACCUCAUUUAUCAACUUGGAAAGAUCAAAAGGCCAUGCAAGUGUCCGAAAAAAGACAAAAUGAAAAGUUGUACUUAAAAUGCCUUGACAUUGUUUAUGUUCAGUGAGGUCACGAUCAUGAUCUGCUUUAUAAAUCGUGAACUUGGCAUGCAACAAACGCCAGGUCUGGGCAUCGAAACCUUUAUCCCUCACUUUUGGCGCCACAAGUCCACCUAUCUUACUAAGAGAGUAGCCAAACAAACCAUAGACUUGUUUGCUCCGAAAUGUUAAAAAGUCCAGUGAGGAAAUCACUCUUUUCCUGGUUUAUCUUGUUCUGUAUAUAUAUGAAUUAUUGGAACAUGACAAGAAUUGGGUCACUAAAAGCUUGAUCAUAAAACAAUACUUUAAGCCUUGGCUGCUGUGUUUCGUGUUCAUUUCGGCUGAAUUUCUGUCAAUGAUAUUGAUAAUGCGUCUUUGCGAGCGUAAAAGUACUUAAGAAAAAAUCAAACUCGACAUUGAAUGCAAUGUUUAUCGUAUAUUUGUGAAAAAGUUUCUUAGUUAUCCAAUCCUUGUUUUGUGUAGCGAGAUUAAACAUUUUGAUUAAAGGGCUGAGGGCAACGUCUGUUGAGAUAAUUCGAGAACUAAAAUUUAAUACCACUUGAUAAAUUACAUGAUAUCGACUAACGUAAUGUGAAUCGUGACACUUUUGAGGCACGUUUUCUAUUUAAAAAGGCACCUUUAAUUGGGGUUGAAGUCGAAUUCAAUUUGCCUCACCCUCAGUCCUUUAGGAGUCAGGCAACACCAGUUGAUCAAAGGUUGGAUAGCAUGCAGGUAGCGAAGAACCUUCCAUAAGUUUCGAUGAAAUGAAAAGUGAAAGCAUGACGUCUGCAAAAAGAAGAAAAAUUUGGUUUGUCAAAGACUCCCUUUGCUUUUGACGGAUUUUUUGGUCAUUUGAAUAAGAAAUUAUUUGCAAAUUUAUUUUUUGAACCGGUCUUUUUUCGGGUGGGGGUGGAGGUUCGGCACCAACACUAUCCAACGGAUGAAAUUGGUGUAUCCUUACGGAUGGUUUAUAGAUUGAACACUGUUGGCUGAAUAUUGUACAGUUUUCAUGUUUGUGUCAUGAAAAUGGCUUCAGAAUGUGAAAAACCAUCCAUGUUCCAUCAGGCAGAGUACGUAGAGGUUCUCGGACGUGUCUAGGAAAAAAAUGCUAUUGCAUUUCGAAAUUAUUCAAAUUUCUGAGAGAUUUCUUGAUGAACAACGUACACAUGUGUCGAAACAUUAUGCAAAUUUUGCAAGUCUAAUUUUGCGGUCUAACUCAUUGAGGCGCAACAGCCGGUAACGGCUAUUAUAUGCGUUAUUAUUAUUAUGAUGAUGAUGAUGAUGAUGAUGAUGAUGAUGAUGAUGAUGAAGAGUUUUGGUGAUGUUUAAAUAACUCUUGGAAAUUGAAAGUUUUCUGGCAUCAGAGUGAUUUUAAACCGCCAAAAAGGCAGGAAUGAAAACUAAAAAUUUUAAAAACAAAUUUUUGCAGAUCUAUACCAAAAAUAAAAUGUUCUCGUCUUCUGGCCGGUUUGUUAUAUUGUUACAGGCUUUGCCUACUUUAUUUGCGACAUUUUAAAUUGAGCAAAGAGAAUUAUUGUUGAUAAGCCCUUGUUGUCUUCAGGUCAAAUCUGAUGAAUUAAGGUUUUAACUUGCUACAUGCAGUUUUAAAUGAGCCACAUUUUAACUACCAUUGCCUGGACAGUGAAAAAGAAACUUUUUGCAGUCCCUCUCUAUUUGUGUGCUGGGCCAAAAAUUCAGAAAAUUUUUUUUAAUUUGGUGGAUUGCGAAAUUUCUUAUGGUUUUUCAAAUAUUCAUGAAUCUACGUAAUUUGCAAAAUCUGCGAGAGAAACAAAUUCUUGCCAACAUUUUUGGCUUGCAUUAUUCAAGAAAUUCAAAAAAAAUAUGCUUUGAUUUCAAAUCUGGCAAAAUGUUGUACAUUCUGUGCAUCUUCUACUUUUCACGCCAAUUUGAGAAAGGCUGUUCGUCAAGAAACCUCUCGGAAAUCUGCCCUUCUGUGAGGGUUUGCAUAACUGUGAUGCUGUUAAAAAUUCUGUAUAUACUUCUGGUAUAAUUAUGCAGGCAACAUGGACUUGUAAAGUUUUUACAUUUCACAUAUUGAAGCAGAAAGACGUCAUUCCCAUUAGGCAUUAGCCCGUCAGUGAUUGGUGCUGGUUUUUGAAACGCUUACGAAAUAACUUUCAAGAACCAUCUGGAAUAUUCAAGUUUGCAUUUGAAGCAUGUUGACCCUACGUGAUUAUGACAGGUUGCAUUAACCAGUGGUUAUAAAAAAAUUAGGGCCAGGGGGUUAUGGCCUUGCUGUCUGAUGCUAUGGUGGAAGGUAUUUACAUCUGGUGUCGACUGGGACCCGAACCCAUCGACAGUGUGCCCUCGUGGCUUCUUGGGUGGUAUUAUUAUACAGGGUGACCCAGAAUUAUUUUCCCUCACACAAAGGAUACACAAUAGAAUUCUAUUGUCUAAAGGAAAAUAAUUCUGGGCCACCCUGUACAGCCACUCAGUUGGUUUUAACUCGGUCAUUGAAUCUAGUGAUAAAAUACCUCAUGGAAGAAAGUAGAACUGAACACAUUAAUCGCUUGGGGUCAAAUGUGGGCUGUUCAAGUUUAUUUUAGACUUUAAAUGUAGCUAAUGUUCGGCAAUGCACUUGGAGACGUUCGCUAUGCAACACACACUGGUAGUCUGAGACAUUUUGGGUGUAGGUAGCGGUCGGGGCGAACCCUUUAGCGCAGAGGUAGAAGUUCGACGUUUCCUCCUGCUGGUCCACUUAAUGAACUUAACGGGAGCUGCCCAUAAAGUAUGUGUCCACUGAAUCUGGUGUGUUUCUUUCCCGAAUAUGACCUAAUUUUGUUACAUGAAUCAUUCAUGCAUAAGGUCGAUGAAUCCCCCCCCCCUUACGUCCCUUCUCUUGUGAGGCCGAAGUUACAUAGACCUCAUUCGUUCAUUUCCCAGGACUCAUUUUCCCCUUUUGCUUUCUUUCCCCUGUGAAUGCACGGCCUUGUGGCGUGCAUUCACCGAGGAAUGAAAGAAAAACCCGGAAAGUGACUCGUGGUAAAUGAAUGAAUGAGGUCUAUGUAACUUCGGCCUAAGAGGUGCAUUGCAAAAUGGACAUCAUACUCCCCUCGCUCCUCGCCCUUCCCCAAAUUUGAGUGGUCACAUACUAGGUGGACGGUUCCAGAAUUACAACGUUGCGUUUGCAUUCACUUGUGGUCGUAUGACCCAUCUCCCCCCGAUGGUGGACGGUUCGGGUUAAUCGGGAUCAAAACAUGGGCGUGCUGGAAUUGCGCUCUGGGGUGGGGUCUAGAAUCGGAGCACUGGACUGAACAUUUUCAAACAGUUCAUCUCCAAGUCAUAUUUACAAUGACGAGAUUUUACCAUUUUGAGGCUAGUCUUCGAAGGUUUUAUACGUGAUAAAACUGUCCACUAAAGACGGGGGAGGUGUAUUAUUCAGAUCUUUUCAUCUCGACUUGGCCUGAAAAUUCUGUUCAAAUGUUUCUUUGUAUAUACAGCCGAAUAGGGCCUACUCGAUUUGAAAUUGAUUUCUUGUAGGACAGUUAAGACAAGGUUAAAAAUUUUGAUUGGUCAUAAAACUAUGAAAUAGUUGUAUUUGCCUAACGUGUAAAUUAUGUAUUUUAUACUUCAGUAUUGUUGUCGUUUAUAAAAAAAACUCUGUUUUAAAAGUUUUUUUCCUACAUGAGAGUAUUAUCUCCCCGCGAUGCAGCAGAAUCAUAAUUUUGUUUGACUAAUCUUGGCGAUUUUUAACCUUGUGUCUCCAUUAAACUGUAAAUGAUUUAUAUGUACAGAGUUCAAGCAUGUGUCAGACUUGGUUUAAUGUUAUAUCUUGGCUGAACAUUAUGUGCGUAUUUGUACACGAUAUGUAGUGUAUAACCAGGGACGGGAUCCAAAUGUCUAUUUAUUUCGUUUUAAUCAAAGAUGGUUGACCAAGAGAACAUCUAUUGCUUGUGUACCAGGUAAAUUAACUUCAAAAUAAGUGGGAAAAAAGAUAUUACUGCCUGCUGAUACUGGUUUCCAGCUGCUUAGACUUAAUGACAGUAUUAAUUCACAUUAUAAAAUACCAUUGAUGAUAAAUUUCCUAAAUUUCCGGAGAAUCAGGCAGGACCUGUAUGUGGUAUUCAGACCUGGGCAGGAACAAACAUCGGUAUAAAAGAGUUAACACUUUAAAGGGAAUUAAUAUGACGUAUAUGCUAAUGAUCUUAAUUAUUCUCACAGUUAGUUUUUAAUUGAGACAACGUUGACAGUUCUACUAAUUCAUACGAAUAUCCACAUUGCCAUAGCACCAUGCUUGUAGGCCAUUGUCAGGAUCAGAAACGCGUAUUUUCUAGUAAUGUUAACUUUCCACCAUGACAGUUCUGUCCCAAGACACAACCAAUUUUUAGCGGUUUUUUUCAAUGCCUCUGAGGUCGCUGUAAAGAAACUUGGUAUAUUUGAGGGGUAAUGUUGUUUUCAUAGGUCAACUCUGUCUCGGUGUUCAUCACUUGGUGCAUUUCUAGAUCUAGAUAAUCGAAAGAAAACUGAAUGUCUUGGAGGCCUUUUCCCUGGUUGCUAUCCGACGGAGAUUCCUAUCUCACGCUCUCAAGUCCACUUUCAGUGUAAAGUAUUGUUGGUUUGGGCUAUUUUGAUACGGUGCUUACGAGUUGAAAAACUUUUGAAAUCGGGAUGAUUUUGUGGGAGGGGUGCUUUGCUCAAUUUAAUUGACACUGCCAAAUGACUUUUUUACAAAAAAUUGCAAAACUUGUCUUGUGAUGUAUGUUCAUGUACAAAUGUAUUGAAAUGGCCCAAUACUAGUAUUCAUAUGAUAUAUUAUACAGAACCUCUUCCUUGUUCUUUGUAGCUUGUCAUGUAAGGUAAAAUGGUACAGUUAUAGCCCAGGUACAAUUGCAUGUAAUGCCUAUGUGUUAUUUACACUAUAGGGGCCAAAAUUGUACCAAUUUACCUUAUGUCCUGUACAAGUUGCUUUUGCUGACCAACUUGCAAGGAUGGAGAAAUAUCGUUGGAAAAAUCCUUAAAAAGUUGACAAAAAACUAAUUACCUGUGAUUGGGAAAAUGUUUUUCUUGACAGAAAAAUAUUUUACAAAUAUCUGUUUUGGUGAAAAUCCUGUGAAAAUUAUUUUGCAGGUUUUAAACUAAUCCACUCCUAGUCCUUGCGUAGUUAGUUGCCAAAUAUAAUUGCAUUUCAUUCUAAAUAGAGGUGGCUGCUACAUAUAUCUUCUGCCUGUGUUUCAACUGUACUUGUGUUCCAAAUUCAAGUGACGCAAAACAGCUCAUUCAACCAACUUAUGCAGUGACAUGGCUGCACUCAUUUUCUCAAAAAAAUGGUGGAAUAUUUUAAGAAAAUCAUUCCUGUGAAUUGUCUGAACAAUGUUUCUUAAAUAUUUGAAGAAUUUGGUUCAUGUCAAUUGCCUGAGCAGAGUUUAUUCAAAUAUUUGACGAGAAAUUGUUCCAAAUUACAGUCUGUUUUAGCUUUAGCAGACGUCCUUGUUGAAGCAGACGUCAUUGCUGCGAUUGUGAUUUGAAUUGCAAAUACAUGUAAUGGCACAAAAUGAGUAAAUAUAAUAUGUCCGCCCUAAAGGACUUGAGACACAUGGUCUGAUAAACGUGCAUGUAUUUGUAUUUCUGCCUCUACUUAGCAUGAAAUCCUCUCUAUAUCUGUAUAGAGCAACACCUAUGGAUUCAUUGUUUUAACAUUAGACGUUUUAAUGUUUAUUUAUUGAGGAGAGAUCGCUUUGAUACAAAAUGUAAGCUAUUUUUAAUUUCCAAAGACACAGAACAUAGUUAUAAGCUUAAAUACGAACUGUACAUUACAUGGUCAGUUGUAAAGUAAAUGAAGCCGAGCCAGAUACACACAACUGGUGAAGUUUCUUUCAGACCAA